AAAGAAUGUUGAGGUCCAUGGAAGAUGGAGAGAUAAGCAUAUCAGCUUAUGACACAGCUUGGGUUGCUCUAGUGAGAAAUCUUGAUGAUGAAAAUAAGCCACAAUUCCCAUCUUCUCUUCAAUGGAUUGUUGAUAAUCAACUCCCUGAUGGUUCAUGGGGAGAUGAACUAUUUGUGGCACAUGACAGGAUUCUUAACACCUUGGCUUGUGUCAUUGCAUUGAAAUCAUGGAAUGUGCACCCUGAUAUGUGUGAAAAAGGAAUGAAUUUUUUUGUGGAAAAUCUAGACAAGCUUCAGGAUGAGAAUGCUGAGCACAUGCCUAUUGGGUUUGAAGUUGCUUUUCCUUCUCUUCUCAAUAUAGCUAAAAGUUUGAACAUUGAAGUGCCUGAAGAUUCUCCUAUCUUGAAUGAAAUUUUUUCAAUGAGAGACCAAAAGCUCAAAAAAAUACCAAGAGAAGUGUUGCACAAGGUUCCUACAACAUUGCUUCAUAGUUUGGAAGGAAUGCAAGAUUUGGACUGGAACCAACUUCUAAAGCUUCAGUCUCAAGAUGGGUCAUUCUUGUUCUCUCCAUCCUCCACAGCUUUUGCUAUUACGCAGACCGGUGAUGAAGAUGCUCUCGACUACCUGCACAAAAUUGUUGAGAAGUUCAAUGGAGGAGUUCCAAAUGUCUUCCCGGUGGACUUGUUUGAGCAUGUGUGGGCUGUGGAUAGGCUAGAACGCCUUGGAGUUUCGAGAUAUUUUAAGCAAGAGAUCAAGGACUCUGUGAACUAUUUGUCAAGAUACUGGACGGAGAAAGGUAUUUGCUGGGCGAGAAAUUCGGAAGUUCAAGAUAUUGAUGACACAGCAAUGGGAUUUAGAGUUCUAAGGUUGCAUGGCCACUAUGUUUCACCCAAGGUGUUCAAGCAUUUUGAGAAAGAUGGUGAAUUCUUCUGCUUUGCGGGACAGUUGAACCAAGCUGUGACAGGCAUGUUCAAUCUGUAUAGAGCAUCUCAAGUGCUGUUUAAAGGAGAGGAAAUUCUUGAGAAUGCCAAGAGCUUCUCUGCCAAAUAUUUAACUGGGAAACGUCAUGCUAAUGAGCUUCUAGACAAAUGGAUCAUAACUAAAGAUUUACCUGGCGAGGUGGGUUAUGCUCUGGAUGUUCCAUGGUAUGCUAGCUUACCCCGAUUGGAGGCAAGAUUUUACCUUGAGCAGUAUGGUGGUAAAAAUGAUGUUUGGAUUGGCAAGACCCUUUACAGGAUGCCGUAUGUGAACAAUGAUGUCUAUCUGGAGCUUGCGAAAUUGGAUUACAACAACUGUCAAGCAGUACAUAAUAAAGAAUGGGAAGAAAUCCAAAGGUGGUACCUGGAAUCCGAACUAGAAGGGUUUGGAUUGACCAAAAAUAGUCUCCUGUUCGCUUACUUUGUAGCAGCAGCCAGCAUAUUUGAGCCUGAGAGGUCUUUAGAGAGACUUGCAUGGGCUAAAACAACAGCUUUACUCCGGACACUGAAGUCGUAUUUUAAAGACGAAGAAACUAGGAAUGCGUUUGGCGAUCAGUUAAACGAAAGCAUUAAGGGAGGAAACAACUCAAACAAGUGGUUAAAGAACGAGAGAGAUGAAAAACUCCUGGGAGUUUUGCUGACAACCCUUGAUCUCAUUGGCUUCGAAAUGUUCAGGCGCCAUGACCAAGAAAAUUCACAUUAUUUGAAUCGAAUGUGGCAAAGUUGGUUCUCAAGCUGGCGUAGUCAAGGAAACAGAUGCCCAGGAGAAGCAGAAUUACUUGUGCAAAUCAUAAAUUUAACCUCUGGCAAUUGGUCAGAAGAUCUAGAGCUUGAUCCUCAGUACCAGAAAUUGCUUGAAGCCACUGAGAGAGUUUGCGUUAGCAUCCAUAAUUACCAAAUCAACAUGGUUAGUAAUGAAUACAAGUCGCAUAGUAAGGUGAAUGCCCACGACGUAGAGUCAGGGAUGCAAGAACUAGUGCAAUUGGUGCUUCAAAGCUCUCAAAGUGAUUUGCACUCAACUAUCAAUAAUUCAUUCCUCAUGGUGGCCAAGAGUUUCUACUAUGCAGCAUACUGUGAUCCAGUGAUCAUUGACUAUCAUAUUGAUAAAGUUCUCUUUCAAAAAGUGAUCUGAAACAC
Messenger RNA from Lathyrus oleraceus (garden pea), 2113 nucleotides. Its product is annotated as ent-copalyl diphosphate synthase, chloroplastic. Gene Ontology annotation, molecular function: magnesium ion binding; terpene synthase activity. Bases 6 to 2108 code for a protein of 700 amino acids. Gene Ontology annotation, cellular component: chloroplast. Lineage: Eukaryota; Viridiplantae; Streptophyta; Magnoliopsida; Fabales; Fabaceae. Gene Ontology annotation, biological process: gibberellin biosynthetic process. The record is from RefSeq and is a predicted model, not a curated record. The transcript is spliced from 12 exons.